This is a messenger RNA of Ambispora leptoticha, 1467 nucleotides long. The record is from the annotation of a GenBank genome assembly. Lineage: Eukaryota; Fungi; Glomeromycota; Glomeromycetes; Archaeosporales; Ambisporaceae.
AUGUCAAGCUUACCGUUAGAGGUCGCUGGUGUUUUAAAAAACUUCAGGACACUUAAUCGUGAACAACGCAAAGCAUUUCUACAAGGAUUAGUCAACGAAUGCGAUUCAUAUGACUUUCAUACACUUCAGCAAUGCUUAAAACAUUUGGGCAUGAUUGGAUUUGACUUGCUGGGAGCGUUGCCGGUCGAAUUGUCAGUGAAAAUAUUCUCACACCUUGAUCCUGGAGAUUUGUUAACGCUCCAUGAUUAUUUUUUCUAUAUCGUAGAAGAAACAGCACCCACCAUGAAUUGGGAACAAGCAUAUCAACAACUGUAUCGUCGAGAAAAAAACUGGGCCCAUGGUCGAGCACAAUCCGUAAAGAUAUUAUAUGGUCAUGAGGAACGAAUAAAUGAUGCAAAAUUAAAGGAGAAUAUCUUAGUGACCGGAUCCACGGAUCGUACAGUACGUGUUUGGGAUUUGGACAAGGAAGAAUGUCUACGUGUGUUCAAGGGGAAUACGUUUAGUAGCGUUGAUUUUUUGGUUAAAGAAAAAAUAGUGGCAGCGGCUACUUUUUUCAGAGCUUCUUUUAUUUGGAAUAUGGAAACUGGAGAUCUGCUACAAGAAUUAACUGGUCAUGUUAGUGCUGUUCGCGUUAUUUCGUUGAAUGAGACAUACGUGGCAUCUUGCGCUUUUGAUGGUAGCAUAAUCAUUUGGAUAUGGAAAACGGGAGAAAAAGUUGCCACCAUAAAUACUAAUGCGCAAGACUUUAGAUUUCUCGACAACACGAUAGUAGCACUAAGCAACAAUAAUAACAAAGAACUAAACGUGUACAGUCUACCAGAAGGAACCGCCUUAUUUUCUAUACCAUUCGACAAUGGUCUCCUUGGCUGGGCAUACUUCAAAAAUGUGAUACCAAAAGAUCAACCGACCCCACAAAUUAUUCUUACUCCGGAAAUGCUUGAAGAAUAUAUAACAUUACCAGCAAACAUUGCGAAACUAAAAUCUGAAUCACCCUCCUCAUCAUGGUCCAGUUCAACCGCGUCUACCGCUCGUGCGAUCGCCUUUGACACCAGAAAAGGACGAGUAGUCCGUGGUUUCCGCGAUCAAGAAGAUCAUAUGUCUGUUUCCGAACGUCUGUAUUCGAACAGUGGCUCGAUAAUUUUGGAUCUACAGCUUUUUGACAAGGUCGGGCAAUCAUCAAUGGUUCAAUUUGCACUUAAGCAAUCACAACCACAAGACCAAGAACGCGAACAACGUGAACGAGAAAGAACCGGGAAAACCAGUAGUAGGCUUGCGGAGCUUGCUAAACUGCGUAUACAGUCGUAUACUACGGUUGACAUGGACUUUCGAAUUGAGGACAAUAUAUAUAAUGACGACGAGUAUUCUCCAAAUACAGCAGCUAGUUAUAACACCACCGCUUCAACUAAUAAUUAUAAUAUGCAUCAUCUUCAUACGCUAUUUUCGGGCCACCUUAGAAAACAUAUUUAA